CGCGCGCCAACAUGGAGCUACUAAAUGCCACGAAUGUUUCCCGACUGGGGAUCGGGCUGUUGGCGUAUCUCGUCCUGCAGACCCUGUACCGCCUGUACUGGCAUCCUCUGCGCCAGGUGCCAGGCCCCAGACUGGCAGCCAUCAGCAGUCUCUACGAAUUCUACUACAACUGCAUCCAGCACGGCCAGUACCACUUCCAACUCGUCAAAAUGCACAAACAGUAUGGCCCCAUCGUCCGCGUGGGCCCCAAUGAAGUGCACAUCAUCGACCCGACCUUCUACGAAGAGAUCUACAGCGGCAGCACGCGGCGACGCAACAAGACGCCGCAGUACGGCCCGCAGUUCGGGAUGCCGGACUCGCUGUUCUCGACGAUCGACCACGCGCACCACCACGCACGCCGCGCGACCAUCAGCCACUUCUUCUCGAAGCGGUCGAUCCAGUCGCUGUCGCCAAUCACCGAGCGGUGCGUGCUGAAGCUCAUGCAGCGGCUGCAGGAGUUUUACGACCAAAACAAAAUCGUCCGGCUGGACGACGCCUUCGCGGCCAUGACCUCCGACGUGAUCACCUACUACUCCUACGGCGAGAGCCAGGGGUUUCUCGAGGAUGCGACCUUCCGCAGCGAGAUCCGCAACCUGGUCAACGAGCUGGCCGCCACCAGCCACCUCAACCGCUUCAUCCCGCUUCUGUCGACGCUGCUGCGCCGCAUCCCGCCGCGCUGGCUCGCCGCCCUCCAGCCGAGCCGCGCCGCCACCCUCGACUAUCUGGGGAGUAUCUACGCGCUGUCCGCGCAGUCGGCCGUCCCAGACGCCGCAGACGCGGACCGCAAACCCGCGAAGCACGCGACCAUCUUCGCACAGCUGUCGGACCCCAGCAUCCCCGCCAGCGAGCGCACCCGCGCCCGCUUCCAGGACGAGGCGGUCCAGUUCCUGCUGGCGGGCACGGAGACGACCUCGAGUAUUUUGACGUACGCUGCGUACAUUCUAGGUAGCAGGCGGGAGUACGUGGACAGGUUGCGCGCCGAGUUGCGGACGGUGCUGCCGACGCCGACGAGUAGGGCCAGUUGGACCGAGUUGGAGAAGUUGCCGUUUCUGACGGCCAUCAUCACCGAAUCCCUCCGCCUCGCCCCGCCCAUCAUCCGGCUACCCCGCGUCGCACCAACCGAGACGCUCGUCUACAACGGCUACAAACUGCCGCCUGGUACGGUCCUCGGCGCCUCCGCAUGGUUCAUCCACCGCGAUCCGACCCUCUUCCCGGACGGCGACACCUUUGAUCCCGAGCGGUGGCUGCAGGGCGAGAAGAGCGAGCAUCUCCGGCGGUACAUGGUGGCGUUCUCGAAGGGGAGUCGCGGGUGUGUGGGGAUUAAUCUCGCGUACAACGAGCUGUACCUGGCGCUGGCGUACUUGGUGCGCCGGUUCGAGUUCGAGCUGUUCGACACCACGCCCGAGGACAUGGAGAUGGUGGCCGAGACGGUGCUGCAGGUGACGCGCAGGGGGUUUCCGACGGUCUACGCGCGGAUUACAGGGGUGGUGCAGGAGUAAGCGGUCCUUGGGUGGGGAUGAAGUCAUUCUGUUGUGGGCAAACAUUUGUACCAGGAAGUUGAAAGAAAG
Messenger RNA from Aspergillus uvarum CBS 121591, 1607 nucleotides. RefSeq names its product cytochrome P450. The record is from RefSeq and is a predicted model, not a curated record. The transcript has 5 exons. Gene Ontology annotation, molecular function: iron ion binding; heme binding; monooxygenase activity. Bases 12 to 1538 code for a protein of 508 amino acids. NCBI's taxonomy places the organism in Eukaryota, Fungi, Ascomycota, Eurotiomycetes, Eurotiales, Aspergillaceae.